Molecule: messenger RNA, 1104 nt
Organism: Baudoinia panamericana UAMH 10762
Lineage: Eukaryota; Fungi; Ascomycota; Dothideomycetes; Mycosphaerellales; Teratosphaeriaceae
Exons: 1
Coding region: 1-1104 (367 amino acids)
Biological process (GO): mRNA export from nucleus
Cellular component (GO): THO complex part of transcription export complex
Molecular function (GO): protein binding
Source: RefSeq, a predicted model, not a curated record
AUGGCACCCCCCCUCCGCUCACGCACGCUCAAGAAGAACGAACUGCCCACUUUCCUCAAACCACUCAAACCCGUCCUCUUCUCCGAAUCCACCUCCCGCCCCUCACCCUUGGUGCAAAAGAUCAGUUCCAUCAGCUGGUCCCCCACCGGAUCCCUUCUCGCAACAUGUACUUCCUCCAGCAUUCGCGUCUGGCACUCCGACCGACCGAACGUCAAAACCAGCAUUGAGCUGAAGAACGCGCAUCCCAAGGGCGGCGUGGCGUUUGGUUCGCAGGGAGUGAGUGGGGAUGUGGUGGAGAAGGUCGCUUUCUCCCCGACCACGGAGAAUGUGUUGGCGAGUAGUGGGUUUGACGGUAUGGUGCGGUUGUGGGAUGUGAGGAUGCCGUCGGGCAAUGCUGCUACAGCGGGGAAAGGAACGGCGGCGGCGGAUUGUAGGGUUGGUGGGGAAGCUGUCUUCUUGACCUGGGGGCCGAAUGGGACGGAGAUGCUUGUGGGGAGGAAAGACGACGUCGUACAUUCGGUCGAUGUACGGAGGAUAACCAGUACCGAUCUCACGCCACAAUACGAGCUUAGUCCUGAGCGCCUCAUGGAAAAGGGCAGCACGACCUACUACGGCAUGGCCUUCUCGAAUGGUGGCAGCGAAGUCUUCGCCACAACCACGGACGGCACGGUCCAAAUUCUCGACUACCCCUCUAUGAGGCUCCUCCACACCCUCUCCGGCCAUUCAGGCCACUGCUACGCCGUCGCCCACUCGCCCACCGGUACUCACCUUGCCGUCGGUUCCGCCGACGGACUCAUAAGCCUCUGGGACACACACACCUGGCUCUCCACCCACUCCCUCUCCGCUCCAAGCCAAACGACGAGCAUAAGAGAUCUAUCCUUCUCCUUCGACGGCUCGUACUUAAUUGCGGGAGCGGGGAUCAACGAAGGCAAGGACGGCGGACCUGGACUGAAUAUCUACCACGUCGAUACGGGUGAGGUCGUGCAUACGCUCGACACGACGAAUUGUCCGACGCAUGUUGCGUGGCAUCCGACGCGGUAUUGGAUCGCGUUUGCGGGGGAUCCGGGGGGGUUGAAGGUGCUGGGGAGUGGGACGGCAUUAUGA